This is a messenger RNA of Cuscuta europaea, 1878 nucleotides long. Lineage: Eukaryota; Viridiplantae; Streptophyta; Magnoliopsida; Solanales; Convolvulaceae. The record is from the annotation of a GenBank genome assembly.
GAAUUAGUUCGCGUAGGAAGGGGGGACGUAUUGGUUCACGUCAGAAUGCACGUAGAAUACCAAAAGGAGUAAUUCAUGUUCAAGCCAGUUUCCAUAAUACCAUAGUGACUGUUACAGAUGUACAGGGACGGGUAGUUUCUUGGUCCUCUGCCGGUACUUCUGGAUUCAAAGGAACCAGAAGAGGAACACCUUUCGCUGCUCAAACCGCGGUAAUAAAUGCUCUUCGUAAAGUAGUGAAUCGAGGUAUGCUACGAGCCGAAGUAUUUAUAAAAGGUCCCGGUCUCGGAAGAGAUGCAGUAUUACGAGCUAUUCAUAGAAGCGGUAUAUUAUUAACUUUUAUAAGGGAUGUAACCCCUAUGCCACACAAUGGCUGUAGACCCCCCCAAAAAACGACGUGUGUAGAAAUCAAAAGUGAACCUAUAUCAAGAGAAAUAGAAGAUUCACUAAUAUACUAAAUCAAAAUUUUUAUGGUUCGAGAGAAAGUAGCAGUAUCUACUCGGACACUACAGUGGAAAUGUGUUGAAUCAAGAAUAGACAGUAAACGCCUUUUUUAUGGCCGCUUUAUUCUAUCUCCACUUAUAAAAGGUCAAGCCGAUACAAUAGGAAUUGCGAUGCGAAGAGCUUUGCUGGGAGAAAUAGAAGGGACAUGUAUCACACGUGUAAAAUCUGAGAAAGCCUCGCAUGAGUAUUCUACCAUAGGGGGGAUUCAAGAAUCGGUACAUGAGAUUUUAAUGAAUUUGAAAGAAAUUGUAUUGAGGAGCAAUCUAUAUGAAAGUUGUGAUGCGUCUAUUUGUAUCAAGGGACCUCGACAUGUAACUGCCCAAGAUAUAAUAUUACCCCCCCAUGUACAAAUUGUUGAUAACACACAACAUAUAGCUUGGUUGACGGAACCUAUUGAUUUUUUUAUUGGAUUAAAAAUAGAGAGAAAUCGCGGAUAUUUCAACAAAGUGGACCUUCACUUUGACGAUGGAAGUUAUCCUAUAGAUGCUCUCUUCAUGCCGGUUCAAAAUGCAAAUCAUAGUAUUCAUUCUUAUGGGAAUGAAAAACAAGAGAUACUUUUUUUGGAAAUAUGGACAAAUGGAAGUUUAACACCAAAAGAAGCACUUCAUGAAUCCGCCCGAAUAUUGAUUGAUUUCUUUAUUCCUUUUUUCCAGAUGGAAGAAGAAAACUUAUAUUUAGCAGAUGCAAAACACACAAUUCCCCUACCCCCCCUUAUCUUUUAUAAUAAAGUGACUACACUUAUAAAAAAAAAAAAGAAACUUUCAUUGAAAUUAAUUUUUAUUGACCAAUUAGAAUUCCCUCCCAAGAUAUAUAAUUGCUUGAAAAAGUCAAAUAUAUUUACAUUAUUUGAUCUUUUUAAUCAAAAACAAGAAGAUCUUUUAAAAAUAGAACAUUUUCAACUAGAAGAUAUAAAACAUAUAUUGGGGAUUCUAGGAAAAUAUUUUGCACUGUAUUGAUUAUAAACUUAGGUUUAAUUAAUAAAAAAAAUAAAUUGAAACAUUCAUGAAUAUGAAUUGACGUGUAUCUAGGAAGAACUUUCAAGAAACGCUUCCCUAGAUACACAAGCUUUGGUUUUUUUUAAAUUGAAUCAAAACUCCACAAAACAAAUUUAAAAAAGACCUAAAGUGAGGGAUUUUUCAAUAGGUAAUGUUGCACCAAUGCCCAACCAAAAGGUAACUCCGGGUACCAAUAAAAAACACAGUGGUUGCUACUGGACGACGAAAUGGGUUUUGGAAUUUAUUAACAUUCUCUAAAAAAGGUACUGUUAAUAAUCCCGUAGGUACUGAAAGCAUUAAAAGAACACCUAAUAUUUUAUUAGGCACUGUACGAAGUAUUUGAAAUACAGGAAAGAAAUACCAUUCAGGUAAUAUUUCUAAC